CUGCACUACGGGACCCUCCUGGGCAGCAGAGCUUGUGUCCACAUGGCAGCAGCUGCCUGGGCCACUGGGUUUCUCUAUUCUCUGCUGCACACGGCCAAUACAUUUUCACUGCCCCUGUGCAAGGGCAAUGCCCUGGGCCAGUUCUUCUGUGAAAUCCCCCAGAUCCUCAAGCUCUCCUGCUCACACUCCUACCUCAGGGAACUUGGCCUUAUUGUGGUCAGUGUCUGUUUAGCAUUUGUGUGUUUUGUGUUCAUUGUGGUGUCCUAUGUGCAGAUCUUGAGGGCCGUGCUGAGGAUCCCCUCUGAGCAGGGACGGCACAAAGCCUUUUCCACCUGCCUCCCUCACCUGGCCGUGGUCUCCCUGUUCCUCAGCACUGGCGUGUUUGCCAACCUGAAGCCCCCCUCCAUUUCUUCCCCAUCCCUGGACCUGGUGGUGUCAGUUCUGUACUCAGUGGUGCCUCCAGCAAUUUUCCAGCCGCUCGUCCCUGAGCCUGUAGCGCUGCCUGGGGUUGUUGUGACCCACGUGCUGCACCCGGCACUUGUUAAAAUUCAGACAACAGACCUCAGCCCAAUGAUCCAGCGGGUCCAGAUCCCUCUGCAUGGCCUUCCCAUUCUCCAGCAGAUCAACACUCCCACCCAACCUGGUGUCAUCUGCAAACUUACUGAGGGUGCACUCGAUACCAUCAUCCAAAUCAUUGAUAGAGAUUAA
Molecule: messenger RNA, 708 nt
Organism: Columba livia (rock pigeon)
Lineage: Eukaryota; Metazoa; Chordata; Aves; Columbiformes; Columbidae
Product: olfactory receptor 14J1-like
Exons: 2
Biological process (GO): G protein-coupled receptor signaling pathway
Cellular component (GO): membrane
Molecular function (GO): olfactory receptor activity; odorant binding
Source: RefSeq, a predicted model, not a curated record